Molecule: messenger RNA, 1691 nt
Organism: Ilyonectria robusta
Lineage: Eukaryota; Fungi; Ascomycota; Sordariomycetes; Hypocreales; Nectriaceae
Product: triose-phosphate transporter family-domain-containing protein
Exons: 8
Coding region: 220-1365 (381 amino acids)
Cellular component (GO): endosome; trans-Golgi network; Golgi apparatus
Molecular function (GO): antiporter activity
Source: RefSeq, a predicted model, not a curated record
UAUAAACCUGGCAGCUUUGUGCCGAGCCAGCCAUACGGAUGUCUUGUCUCUAGACGAGGUACGAGGUGGUACGAAGCACGGUACGUCUACGUCGCAUCUGCGGCCGACGUUGUCGCCUGUGAUUCCUCUUCCUUCAUCACACACCACGCAACCAGCCGGCGCGAGAGCUUCACGACGCCCGCCAGCGACAUCACCGCCUCACAGCAUUCACCGCGCGAUAUGGCAGCCAAGCGCUCGUCGGGAGACGCAGACCGGAGGCUGGAGAGCGGCACGGCUGCUGCUCCCAGUAAAUCAGACGGCAGGCUGCAUCCCGCAUUCUUCAUUGCAUUAUGGAUUUUCUUGAGCUCAAGCGUCAUCCUCUUUAACAAAUGGGUUCUCGCAACCGCCAAGUUUGACUUCCCAUUAUUCUUGACCACAUGGCACAUGGUGUUUGCCACGAUCACGACUCAGAUAAUGGCCCGAUUCACCAAGACGCUGGACUCGCGGCACAAGGUGCCCAUGACCCCGACCAUAUACGGGCAGUCCAUUGUACCAAUUGGUAUUCUCUUCAGCUUCAGCCUGAUUUGCGGUAACAUGGCAUACCUCUACCUAAGUGUGUCAUUUAUCCAGAUGCUCAAGGCGACAAAUGCUGUCGCGACCUUGCUAGCAACGUGGGCGUUCCGGAUCGUCCCUCCCAACUUCCGAGUGCUUGGGAAUGUGUCCGUCAUUGUCGUGGGCAUCGUCAUCGCCUCAUUCGGAGAGAUCAAGUUUGAUCUUACUGGUUUUAUUUACCAAGUCAGCGGUAUCAUCUUUGAGGCACUGCGCCUUGUCAUGGUGCAGCGGCUACUCAGCUCCGCCGAGUUCAAGAUGGAUCCUUUGGUGUCACUUUAUUAUUACGCUCCGGCAUGCGCUGUAACCAACGGCAUCUUUACCUUGUUCAUCGAGAUCCCAAGGAUUACCAUGGGCGAUAUCUACGGGCUAGGUAUCUCGACCCUUGUAGCUAACGCAAUUGUGGCUUUCCUACUGAAUGUGUCGGUUGUGCUUCUUAUUGGCCAGACAUCAGCCGUCGUUUUGACCAUGUCGGGCGUUCUGAAGGACAUCUUGCUUGUUGUCGCUUCCAUGGUUAUUUUCCGUGACCCAGUCACUGGCCAGCAGUUUUUCGGUUACUCCAUCGCCUUGGCCGGACUGGUGUACUACAGGCUUGGAGCCGAGAAGAUGCAGUCUCUUGCGAAGGACGUACGCCUACAACUAGGCAACUUCCGUCACCAAAAUCCCGCGAGAACCAAGAUCCUUGCCAAUGUCGCCAUUCUGGCCAUGGUUGUCUUCGGGUUGUGGAUGUGGGGACCGUACUUUCUAGGACAAGGCGAAGCCUCUCAGAAGUUGUAGGUGAUACUUGACGCUCAUCUCACCUGCAUUCCUGCCUCAGCUUCUUGCAAAUUCAGAGAUAUCACGCCCAUUGUAUUAUAAUCCGUCUCUAUUUUAAUGCGUCUAGAGAGAGUGAGUAGGUGCUAUUCUUACGAAGGUUGGUGCGAAGAUUACUUGUGCAUAUUUCAUAGAGAUCUAUUCGCAGCACUCGGUUCAUGCCACUGGGACCAAGAUGGAUGGAAGUGGCAAAUAAAUCAUAAAAUAUCCGAUGCACAAUAUUUUGAAGGAUUCCUAAGUCGCCCAUCCCGGAAGUCACCAUUGUGGCCAAAUACCGAGAUUAUUUCCAC